GACCCCCCGGGACCCUCCGCACCCCCCGAUAUGGACAGCGAGGGGAGAGCCCCGCGCUGCUGCUGCGCCGGGGACGGCAACGAUGUCCCCAAAGUCACCGAGCCCCCGGGUGACAGCGAUGCCCCCCGACGGGGCUCUCUCUGCGACCGUCACUGCGCCGCCAUCAACAACGUGCAGGGUGACCUCGGUGACCUGGGCUGCCACCUGCACCGUCCCCGCGUCCCCCCGGGUAGGUGGGCCGUGGGCCGGGCUGGGCGUGGAGCCCAGGGGGGUCCAACACCCCCUGUCACCCCGUAUCUCGCCCGCAGCCGUGUCCCCCGCCACCUGCUGCCACCAGCACUCGGAGGAGGUCUGUGAGAGCUGCGUGGUGAAAACCACGCUGACAGCCGAGAACGCUGUGGAGGCCAACAAGCUCUCCAACAACUACAAGUUCGGCUUCAAGAAAUGGAAGAGCCACGUGACGGCGCGGCCCUGGGAGGACCGAUCGGAGAUCGUCAAGGAGCUCUACUCCGACCUCAACAUCAUCCGGGGCUCCAGCGGGUCCACGAUGACGUGCGGCAACGUCCUCUACCUGCUGCUCUUUGGCUGGUGGCUCUCGGUCCUCUACGUCCUCAUGGCUGCUGUGAUGUUCAUCACCAUCGUGGGGGCUCCUUAUGGGCGGCUCUGCUGGGCCCUGGCCGGGUAUUUCCUCUGGCCCUUCGGCAAAGUCAUCCAGGAGGCAGAGGUCCCCAAGUCCCGCCGGGCACUGGGCGCCCACGAGGCCGGCGCGGAGGCGAGUGGCGCGCGGGAGAGCUCAGCCCUGCUCGGUGACCCUGCGCCGCGCUGGCGCCUGCGGUGCUGGGCAGGUGCCGGAUCCUGGCACCGUGCCGGCACCGUGGCGUGGCUGUGCCUGGCGUACCCGGCGCUGGCGCUGGCCCACGGGCUGGUGUGCGUCACCGCGUGGCUCCUCAUCGUCCUCAUCCCCGUGGCUAAGCUGAGCGCCCGCGCCGCCGUCCGCGUCCUCCUGCUGCCCCCGGAGCGGGUGCUCGUCCGGCACCUGCGGAUGACGGAGGUGCCGCUGGAGGGGCCGGUGAUCCUCUGCUGCUACCGCGCCGUCAACCCCUACUACUACAAAUACGCUGUGGACGGCAUCAACGUCUUUGCGGUCAACCUGCUGCCGCUGGUGCUGGUGACGCUGGUGCUGGGCUACGUGGACAGCCACAACCGCCUGACCAGCUCCCCUGUCAAGUUCUCGCUGGCCCUGCUCUCCAUCAUGCCGCUCUCCUACUACAUCGGGAUGGCCAUCGCCAGCAUCUCAGCCCAGAGCAACUUUGCGGUGGGAGCGGUGGUGAACGCCACGUUCGGCUCCAUCACGGAGCUCACCUUCUACAUCACCGCCCUCAUCAAGGGCUCGCGGGAGGGCAACCGCUGCUACGCCGAGAUCGUCAAGUCGGCGUUGACGGGGACGCUGGUGGGCUGCGUCCUCUUCAUCCCGGGUCUGUGCAUGGUGAUCGGGGGCAUCCGGCACCAGGAGCAGCGGUUCAACAGCCGCUCGGCGGGCGUCAGCUCGGCCCUGCUCUUCCUCUCUGUGGGAGGUGUCUUUGCCCCGACGCUCUUCUCCAAGGUGUACGGGAAGCUGAUCUGCGGCGAGUGCCACAACGUCACCCAGAACCCGCUGGGCCACUACCUCUGCCACAGCUGUCACUUUGACCUGAUGGGGAGCAAUGGUACCCUCUACUACAGCCACGUCCAACCCCUGGUGUACACCGUGUCCCUCCUGCUCCCUGCCGCCUACCUCAUCGGCCUCUUCUUCACCCUGAAAACCCACUCGCACAUCUACGACAUCCACAUCAGCGACUGUCACAUGCCCGGCCACCACCACAGCGCCGUGGUCCACUGGUCUCGCUGGCGGGCCCUGGUCAUCCUCCUGCUCUCCACCCUCUGCAUGUCGGCUUGCGCAGACCUGGCCACGGAGCACAUCAGCCCCAUCCUCACCAACUCCACCAUCUCACAGUACUUCAUUGGUGUCACUGUCCUGGCCAUGGUGCCCGAGCUGCCGGAAAUCGUCAACGGCAUCCAGUUUGCCCUGCAGAACAACCUGAGCUUGAGCAUUGAAAUUGGGAACUGCAUCGCCGUCCAGGUCUGCAUGCUCCAGAUCCCCAUCCUGGUGCUCUUCACAGUCUUCUACCCGACCAACUUCACACUUGUCUUCAGCGACCUCCACGUCUACGCCAGCAUGUUCAGUGUGGUGCUCAUGAACUACAUCUUCAUGGAUGGCAAAUGUGACUACUUCCAAGGCACGGUGCUGGUGAUGGUCUACUUCAUCCUCCUCGCUGUGUACUUCUUUGCCCCAUCGCCCAGCGGCUGCUGAGGUUUGGACUCUUGCCUUCUCCAACCUUCUCGUUGGGCUCAGCGCUCAUCAAGGCGUUGUCCGGUGUCUCCGGGAUUCGGCUGGGCCGGCUCCAGUCCAGAAGCACCGUUUGCUGAAGCUCCUGCCGCUGCCUGGCUCCCCGGUGGAAUCCCAACGGGGCUUCGGUGGUGGGAAGGGUGGUGGCCCCAAGGAGCACCCCUGAACCCAUGGCCUCGGUGCACCUCACAGAGGGGUUUCCAGCACACACGUGUGGCUGGGAGGGAAAUUGUCCUUAGUGGAGGGUCUUGAAGGAGGUUUCUGCGUGGCCUUGAGGACAGAUCCCUCCUCAGGAGGAGAUGCACUGGGAGAAGAUGCUUAAGAGGAGACCCACAUCCUUCCAGGCAGUGGGUGAUCCCGGGCCUGGGAGGGACUCGGGUCUGGGAAUCACAUGGGGCUUCUCGAUGGUACUAGAAAUGCACCAAAAACUGUUUUUCAGCCCUUUUGUCAUUAA
Cuculus canorus (common cuckoo) is the source of this 2840-nucleotide messenger RNA. RefSeq lists its product as uncharacterized. Gene Ontology annotation, biological process: intracellular calcium ion homeostasis; calcium ion transmembrane transport. The transcript has 19 exons. NCBI's taxonomy places the organism in Eukaryota, Metazoa, Chordata, Aves, Cuculiformes, Cuculidae. Gene Ontology annotation, cellular component: membrane; endomembrane system. Gene Ontology annotation, molecular function: calcium:proton antiporter activity. The record is from RefSeq and is a predicted model, not a curated record. Bases 83 to 2350 code for a protein of 755 amino acids.